AUGCGUAUUGACAGAGUUAAGCCCACCAUUAUGGGUGACUCCUUGCCACCGGAAGGCGGAACAUACGGCAUCAAGGGCCUUCCUCGACCACCGAAUGCCGUGAGAUACCCUGGGAAGAUUCCCUACGUGAAGGGCCUUCCAGUCCGUAAGGAGAUAUCGUCUCUUGCCAACUCAGACGACCCAAAAGAGAGGAAACAGUGGACGCUAUUUGUGUUAGCUUUGGAACGGUUCAAGUCCAUGCCUGUUGAUGAUAAACUAUCUUACUUCCAAAUUGCCGGCAUCCAUGGAUAUCCGGAGGUUGCCUGGGAUGGGGCACCUGAGCCAAAACACGCGCCGGACAAGACCAAAAAGGCUGGCGAUCAACAUUUCGGCGGGUACUGUAAUCACAACAGCCUAAACUUUCCUGCAUGGCACAGACCUUAUAUGCUCCUCUUCGAGCAACGUGUCUGGGAGAAUAUGAAGCUAAUCAUCAACGACUGGACGAGCGAGCAUGGGCUGCCAAUCUCCGAGACAGACGAGUGGUACACGGCAGCGAAGCAUUGGCGGAUGCCAUACUGGGACUGGGCUAGGCGACAAAGGUACCAUGAAGAAUUGGUUUGCCCUCCAGUUCUUACUCAAGGAGCCGUCCGGAUUUAUCCACCCGCUACGAUAAAAAACCAAUUUCCUCGAAGCGGUCUCUAUCCUAACCCGCUGUUGGGAUUCGAAAAUCCAGAAAAUGAUCCAAAGACAGGGAAGCCGUUGCCGUUUGGUAGCAUGCUAGGAAACAAGGCUAAAUGGAAUAUCCAAGACAACCCAAUAGUUCACGAUGAGCUUCCACUGAAGAAGGACUGUGACUGGGCUCCAUGGAGCAAGACAUCUGCAACCAGUCGAUAUGGAAUAUUCAAGGGAGAAGAAGAAGAGAAGGAUCCCGCGAAAUAUUUCACGGGCCUUGAAGGGGUGAAUAACUGCGGGAAAGCUAACGCCAGCCUUGCAAGAGUUCACGAGAAUGGCCUCGAUGACAAGCCCAGGUGGAGUACAAUGGACCAGCAUUCGAAAGACUAUACAUGGAAUCCCGGGAGUCUUUCAGAUGCAGUCAAUCGUAUGUUUUCCAAGGGCUAUAACCCGAACUGGGGACAGUUUGCUUCGACGAAGUGGAUAGCGGAAGAAAAAGGCUGUCCAAAGACAGGAUAUAUAUCUUUGGAGUAUAUCCACAACAAUAUUCACAACCUGACAGGAGGGAGUGACUAUGCUACUGGCAUGGGACACAUGAGCGACGUGCCAGUUGCAGCGUUUGAUCCUAUCUUUUGGCUUCACCACGUGCAGAUAGACCGCUUGUUGGCUGUAUGGCAAUGCCUCAACCCAAAGUUAUGGUUUGAUAACGGACAAUCUGGCGAUUCUGAUACGGCUGGCAUGACAGCUUCUAGUGUCACCGACGACAAAGAGACAGAUCCUCUUGAACCGUUUCACAAAAAGGACAACGAUCCUGAAAAGGAAGUCUGGACUGCACAGGCGUGCAGGGAUUGGACAGAGUUGAACUAUCAGUAUGAUGACCUAGCCGAGGUAGCUGAAAGAACGAUACGAAAGUAUGGCAGAUUUAUAUCGGGGGAGUUCCAACGAGAGCUUCGAUCACAUAUCGACACGAUCUACCCAGGCACAGGGCAUCUCAUUGAAUCGAUGGAAACGUCCAGUAACACUCCCGAUGGCCUACGACCUAGUCAGCACCAGAACGGAUUAUGGAAAGAUUACAUCAUCAACGUGGUGUAUGACCGAUACGCCCUAGACGGCCUGUCCUACACAAUCCAGUUUUUUAUAGGUGGACCACCGGGCGAAGACACGACUAAUUUCGAAAAGCACAAUUACGUCGGCCAUGUGUACUCCUUUGGCGGAAGACAGAGUACAUCUGAAGGCUCUUGUAGGAACUGCAAGAGACAAGCUGAAGCACAGGUUCUCUCAUGCGCUCAGGUAACUUUGACGAUUCAUCUGCUUCACAGAAUCAGAGACUACGUUCCAGAUCACUCAUUUGAAGGGGUUGAAGAGUAUCUGAGACGUUAUCUUCGGUGGAGAGUCGUCAAAUAUGGCGGUGAAGUAGUGUCUGAGGAAGGAUUCAAGAGGAAGUUCUCAAAGCUCCAAAUAUCGGUCUUGCGUGGUACUGGUCGAAUCAAGCCGGGCAAUGCACAAAGUGCAGAUUCAGUCUCUUCUUUGUACAGCGACUAUGUGUCAUUGCUAGAGGUCACAUAUGGGAAGCCCGGUGGCUUGCGGCUCGACAAAGCCCCCGAGAACAGCGGGCCAUUCAUUUCGCAGAAUAAGAGCGCUGUACAACCACUCCCGACGAGGCUCCCCCAGAAAGCGAAGUAUGAUAUCUAUCCAUUAGUAUAUUUGCCGGUCCAUUAA
Messenger RNA from Fusarium odoratissimum NRRL 54006, 2370 nucleotides. RefSeq lists its product as uncharacterized. Lineage: Eukaryota; Fungi; Ascomycota; Sordariomycetes; Hypocreales; Nectriaceae. Bases 1 to 2370 code for a protein of 789 amino acids. The transcript is spliced from 6 exons. The record is from RefSeq and is a predicted model, not a curated record. Gene Ontology annotation, molecular function: oxidoreductase activity.